UUUCCCUCAUCUUCUGUCCCGCUUCUUUUUCUCCUCUCUGCGUCUCUCUGUCUCUAUUUGAUUCAUCUGAAGUGUUGAGCUCAUUUUCAUUCCCCAUCUUCUCUCUGUCUCUGAAGGAAUCUUGGUGUUUGGUGCUUUGGAAGAUUGGAUGAUGGGUAGUUGAAGCAUAAGACCUCAACGUCUGGGCUAUCGGGCGUAAACUGACGGGAAAUGAGGAUUUAGAGCUGUUCAUUUCAAGCCUUUAGUUACCCCAAAUUCUUGAUUUUCUCGGAGUCGAACAGAAAGUUAAGAAAUGCCGGCUUACAACAUCAGGGGCAUCAAUGUCGACUUCCCAUUCGAGGCCUACGAUUGCCAGCUCGUUUACAUGGAAAAAGUCAUUCAAUCUCUCCAAGAAAGAUGCAACGCACUGUUGGAGAGCCCUACUGGAACUGGGAAAACAUUGUGUCUUCUCUGUGCGACGCUGGCUUGGAGGAAGAGUUUGGGAGCUUUCUCGACUGGUAUGAGUGUAAGGAGCAGUCAGAAUGAAGGGAGUGAAUCAGAUGUUAAACUGUCACAGUCUGUGCGUCCUAAUCUUCCCACCAUAAUUUAUACUUCGCGCACUCACAGCCAGAUCCGGCAAGUAAUUCAAGAAUUAAAGAGAACCUGUUACAGGCCGAAAAUGGUGGUAUUAGGAUCUCGAGAGCAAUUGUGCAUUCAUGAUGAAGUUAGUUUACUUCGUGGAAAAGCACAAACAAAUGCCUGCCAUUUGCUGUGCAGAAAGCGUGGAAAGCGUAAUUGUGUUCACCAUUCUCGUGUUGCAGACUACAUGAAGAAAAAUCCUCAUCUUGGAGAUGAGCCUAUUGACAUCGAGGAUUUGGUCAAUGUCGGAAGAAGAUUUGGACCGUGUCCUUAUUAUGUAUCAAGAGAGCUCCACAAGACUGCCGAUAUAUUAUUUGCACCUUAUAACUAUGUUAUUGACCGGGGAUAUAGAAAAUUUUUAAGCUUUGAUUGGAACAACAGCAUACUCAUAUUUGAUGAAGCUCACAAUUUGGAAAGCUUAUGUGCAGAUGCAGCCUCUUUCGACUUGCCUUCUUGGCUUCUAAAUGCUUGCAUUUCUGAAGCAAAAAAUUGUAUUGACCUUUCUACAGCAAGGAGGGAAGAAGCAAAUGACAAAUCACGGAAUCCAGAUAGUUUUGCUAUCCUUAGAGCUCUUCUUUUGAAGCUUGAGAAACGGAUUGCAGAAGUGCCUAUCCAGACCAAGGAACUGGGAUUUACUAGGCCUGGGCCUUACAUAUAUGAACUACUUUCUGAUCUAAAUAUCACUGACGAAACUGCCUCUAAGCUCAUUAAUAUAAUUGAUGAUGCUGCUGUGCUUCUUGAGGAAGAUAACCAGCACAAGGCGACUCGCACUGUUUGCAGGCUGGAAAGCAUUAGUGACAUUCUUAAUAUAAUUUUCAGAGAUAAGGGCAAUGCUCAUGCAAACUUCUAUCGUGUUCAUGUGCAGGAAGUUGAAGCCACUGCUGCAGAUGGCUUAAAAGGUAAGGCAUCAAGGACACUCAGCUGGUGGUGUUUCAACCCUGGAAUUGCCCUGGAAGCAUUCCCCAGGUUGGGUGUAGGCUCAGUUAUAUUGACAUCUGGCACAUUAUCUCCCAUGGAUUCAUUUGCACUGGAACUGAAGUUAGAAUUUCCUGUUCGGUUGGAAAAUCCUCAUGUUAUCAACCCAAGUCAGAUAUGGGCUGGAGUUGUACCAACUGGUCCUUCUGGUUACUCUUUCAAUUCCUCUUACCGGAGCCGUGAUUCUAUAGAAUAUAAGCAAGAGCUUGGAAAUGCUAUUGUCAACUUUGCUCGAAUUGUACCUGAUGGACUGCUUGUGUUUUUUCCAUCUUACUACAUUUUGGACCAAUGCAUCGGGUGCUGGAAGAAUAUGGGCCAUGCAAAUUCAACAACUAUAUGGGAAAGAAUCUGCAAACAUAAGAAACCUGUGUUAGAACCUAGACAAUCUUCACUGUUUGCUACAUCAAUUGAGGACUAUAUGGCUAAGCUGAAGGACACCUCAACUUCUGGUGCAGUAUUUUUUGCUGUUUGUCGGGGUAAGGUGAGUGAAGGAUUAGAUUUUGCUGACCAUGCUGGAAGAGCCGUAAUCGUCACUGGUAUGCCAUUUGCAACAAGGACUGAUCCUAAGGUUCGUCUAAAACGUGAGUACUUGGAUCAAGAGGGGAGAUCCCAAAGCAAAGUGUGUAAGGUUCUAACUGGAGAAGAUUGGUAUAAUCAACAAGCAUUACGAGCUGUGAAUCAAGCUGUUGGCCGUGUAAUCCGUCAUCGUCAUGAUUAUGGAGCGAUUAUUUUCUGUGAUGAAAGGUUUGCACAGCCAUAUCGUCAGUCCCAAAUAUCGCUUUGGAUACAGCCUCACAUCAAGUGUUACUCCAAAUUCGGGGAUGUGGUUUUUACAUUGACUCGGUUUUUUCGGGAUGGAGGAGCUAGGGUUUCUACAGAUCUGAGGCCUAUACAAACUGAGAACAGGGGCCAGAAUCCAACUUCUACAAAUUCAGUACUGGAUGUGGACAUCAAAGGGCCCCCAGUUGAUAUACAAUCUUCUGUAGCUUCAUCUACUUUAUCCCAUACUAAUGCUAAAUGUCCUUACACAGGAGAAAUAGAAGAGACGCAACUGGCACAGCCUCUGGAGAAAUUUUUCACCCAGAUGACCCCAAUGAGUCAAGAUUCCUCUGUAAAGGCAUUGUCUUCCAUACUUGACAUUAAAAGAGGCAAUGCUUCAGGCCAAGUGGGGGAAGUCCUCCCUGCUAAUCGCUCAUCUCUUACUCCCUUCAAGAAUCAGUCUUUAGUUUUGAAGCAUUUGAGUGAUCCUAUCGGCAAUGUGAAAAAAUUGCUGAUGCCUGGAAGGAAAAAUAUGCAAUAUCAAGAUCCCGAAAUAAUUGAUUUGACUGGUUAUUCUGUAUUGGAUGAACUGGGCAAAGAGGAAUUGAUAGCACCUUGUUCUGCCAGGAAGCGUAAAUUAUUAAGCGCAGAAAAUGUUGCAAUGCAAAAAAUUGAAGUUUCUCAUGAGCACUCAUCUGAUGGAAAGAAGUUUGAAAUAAAUAGCCCUUCUUUCAGUAUCAAUCCUGUGAAACUUAAGAGUUCACAAACUUCUGGUACUAUAAGUGCACAAAAUGCUCAAGUUGGUUCAGCAUUCCUGCACAAGGAUGACGGGACUUCUCAAAAGAGGGAAGUGGAUUUUCUCAGGCGGAAGAACAAAGGUUUUGAUUCCAUUCCUGUACUUAGUGAAAAUGAGGAAACCAGAGGUUCUAAUUUUCUGAUUCAGGUUAAAGAGAAGCUUACUGCUGAAGAAUAUAAAAAUUUUGUUGAGUUUAUGAAGGCUCUUAAGUCUAAAACAAUGAAGAUAAGUCAAGUGUUACAAUCCAUUGUGAGACUAUUCUCUGGACCAGAGAGGCUUCCUCUUCUUAAAAGGUUCAAGGAUUAUAUCCCAGCAAAGUAUCAUUCUCUGUAUGAGCAGUAUCUUGAAACAAAUGAUGACACACUUUGACAUUCAAAAUAUGGAACUCUAGCCUAAGAUAAUCCGAGAAGCUUAAUAACUCGAUUGUAAUUUUGGCUGGGAAAAGCACAGAGAUCCGUUUGAUGCAGUUGAAUUUGUUUUGCCAGUCUUGCCUGGAGUUUUCAACCAGAAAAUACUUGCCUUUUGUCCGUGAGGGGGAAGAGGAUAUGGACAAAAGAAAAGACUUCCGGCUAAAAUGCAAAUGGGCCUUGCUAAGAUCGAGUUGCAGUUAAUACCAAACAAGCUGCUUUGCAUGGUGGGAAGAUUUUUGUAAAGGCAGUCUCAAUUAUUACUUCCAGGUUCUCAACGUAUUUCACAAGAAAGGAAUCACUUGCUGUUGUACUGGUGAUGAUGUUUAAAGACUGGAUUUUGGGGAUUACACUGGCGUUUUAAAAUUGGUAAUGCCCUCUGAUUAUCUGUCCCAUGCUUAAGUUACGAGGUGUUUGUAACCAUUUCUUUACAAAGGGAAAAAAAAUAAUUUCUGGUCCAAACCUUGAUUAUAUUUUCUUGUAAAUUAAUCCAUCAGAUUUCUUCAGCAUUCAUUCA
Alnus glutinosa is the source of this 4072-nucleotide messenger RNA. RefSeq names its product regulator of telomere elongation helicase 1 homolog. The transcript is spliced from 27 exons. The record is from RefSeq and is a predicted model, not a curated record. Gene Ontology annotation, cellular component: nucleus. Gene Ontology annotation, molecular function: DNA helicase activity; DNA polymerase binding; hydrolase activity, acting on acid anhydrides, in phosphorus-containing anhydrides. NCBI's taxonomy places the organism in Eukaryota, Viridiplantae, Streptophyta, Magnoliopsida, Fagales, Betulaceae. The coding region runs from base 293 to 3517 and encodes 1074 amino acids. Gene Ontology annotation, biological process: negative regulation of DNA recombination; negative regulation of t-circle formation; telomeric loop disassembly.